Molecule: messenger RNA, 2792 nt
Organism: Sphaeramia orbicularis (orbiculate cardinalfish)
Lineage: Eukaryota; Metazoa; Chordata; Actinopteri; Kurtiformes; Apogonidae
Gene: kcnk2a
Product: potassium channel, subfamily K, member 2a
Exons: 9
Coding region: 262-1512 (416 amino acids)
Biological process (GO): potassium ion transmembrane transport; stabilization of membrane potential
Cellular component (GO): plasma membrane
Molecular function (GO): outward rectifier potassium channel activity; potassium ion leak channel activity
Source: RefSeq, a predicted model, not a curated record
CAGAGUGGAUGGGACACAGCAGAAGUACGCGGACAGUUCUGUGGUGUCACUGGUGGAGACCGGACAGCUUAUUUGCCUGUCCACAGUCCGACCGGCUGUGAGAGAGGAGGAGGGCAGCAGAAGGAAAACGGAGCUCCUGUCCGUCCCGCAGCUUCAGCACCGCAGGGAGGAGAAACGCAGAGGAGGAAAAAUUCCCCGAAAGGCAGAGAGAGCGUCGGAUGAGGAGAAGAGGAGAGCGGAGGGCAUUGGAUAACAGCAAGGAUGGCAGCUCCAGACUUAUUGGAUCCUAAAUCCGCCACUCAAAACACCAAGCCCCGCCUCUCCUUCUCCACAAAGCCAAUCACAAUGACUCCCCGAGAGGAGAGUGAGGUGGUUGCCACAGUGAUGAAAAGGAAGACGGUGACAGCCCUCUUUCUUUUGGUGGUUCUGUACCUGGUGAUGGGAGCAGAAGUCUUCAGAUCUCUGGAGAAGCCUCAUGAGAGUGCCCAGCGUCUGUCCAUCCUGUCCCAGAAGCUGGAGUUUCUGUCCAGACACUCCUGUGUGAACCACAGUGAAAUGGAGGAGCUGGUGAAGAAUAUAGUGACUGCAAUGCGUUCAGGAGUAAACCCUGCAGGACCUCUGACCAACCACAGCAGCAUGUGGGACCGGAGCUCCGCCUUCUUCUUUGCUGGGACUGUCAUCACAACGAUUGGUUUUGGGAACAUCUCUCCACACACUGAAGGUGGAAGAAUCUUCUGCAUUGUCUAUGCUUUAUUAGGGAUACCUCUGUUUGGUUUUCUUUUGGCUGGUGUUGGGGAUCAGCUCGGCACCAUAUUUGGCAAAGGAAUUGCCAGAGUGGAGAAGAUGUUUGUGCACUGGGACAUCAGUCAGACGAAGAUCCGAGUCAUAUCCACGCUACUGUUCGUGCUGUUUGGCUGCCUACUGUUUGUGGCGCUCCCGGCGGCCAUCUUUAAACACAUCGAGGGCUGGUCUGCACUCGAAGCCCUUUACUUUGUGGUCAUCACCCUGACUACCAUCGGGUUUGGGGACUUUGUAGCAGGUGGGUCGGACAUAGAGUAUCUGGACUACUAUAAACCUGUAGUGUGGUUCUGGAUUCUGGUGGGGCUGGCCUACUUUGCUGCCAUCCUCAGCAUGAUUGGAGACUGGCUGAGAGUCAUCUCUAAGAGGACAAAAGAAGAGGUCGGAGAGAUCCGUGCUCAUGCGGCUGAGUGGACAGCGAACGUCUCAGCAGAGUUCAAAGAAACACGCAGACGUGUCAGCAUCGAGAUCUACGAUAAGUUCCAACGUGCCGCAUCAAUUAAACGCAAACUGUCCACUGAUCUGGGGUUCAGUCCUGCUACGGAGCUCUCGGUGGCCAAGAGGACCAUGUCGGGCAACUUUAACGAUGAGAGGAACGAGAAGGAGGUCGGACAGCAGGGUUUGACAACACCUCUGGCAAGAAACGGCAGUCUGCUCAUGAAUGGUGUGGAUGUAGAAAGAGGAGAUAUCUCAAUCAUUGAACACCUGAAGUAAAGAGACGCUCAUACUGGCUUCAUUAUUGAUAUCCAUGAGACCACAGCUGUUCCUUUUAACUGAACAAACCACUUUAAUUCAUAAGUCAAGUACUAAUGAGAAUCUGGAGAGCGGUCAAAGCCUUUUUUCAAGAACAUUUCAGUGUAUUUUUAUAACAUCACAAAUCUUUUUUCUCUGAGUCAAAGAGCGACAAGAAAAACAAGCUUCAAAUAUCUUUAUGAAUGGAAAGAUUUUUGGGAUGAAAUUGCUCAAUGAUGUAGUUAUCCAUACUGAAAUGCAUCAUAUUUACUACUAUACAACACAUCUAUUUCGUAUUUUACAACCUAAUAGUGAAAAAGUCAGGAGGACAAGUCAAUUUUUAAAGACUUUACAAGACUGACAAUCACAGAAGACUGUUAUCUGAAACAGAAGUUGAGCUCUUUAAACAGUGAAAUGUAGACGACAUGACACUAGAAUGUAAACAUGAUCUCAACCACAAAGAUAGAUGUGAUAUUGUUUGGAUUUCAGACCUGAAGACACUGUUUUUACUGUAUUUAUCAUGGCCUUUAGACUUCACCUGUUCAGUGGUCAGGUUACAACUUUAAAAUUGUAAUACAGUAAAAUAGCAGUGGUUGUUAUUUUUGUGCAUAUUUUCACUCCAAACAUUGAUCUGGAAAGGAAAUUCACUAAUUGUCCUCUUUCUGAUUUUUUUUUUUUUUUUUUUUUUUUGCCACCAGCUUUUCUCAGUUUUAGACAAAUGACAGAAAGUGCAUGUGAUCCAAACAUCAUCUGCAUCUACUUCAGGAUAUAUUUUUUCUUUAUCAGUGCAUCGAGUGGCACUUUUUGUUGAACCAUUGCUGUGCCUUAAACUUUUUACUUUACCAAACCAGGCCAAGCAAAGCACAGUAUAUUUUCACAGUUUAUUUGUGCCAAAAUAAUGUACCUGCUUCAGUGGUUUUAAUAGAACACCACAGGCUUUACUGUUCAUCUGUUUGGGCUUCUAGAAACAAAAAUCAAACAAACAAAAAAACAAAAAUAAAUGAUGGCUGUUCUGUCUCAUAAUACAUUUCUUUUUUUUUGGCACAUUAAACCUCAGAGUUACGGCUAAUGUUUGAUCCAUGUUUGUACGGCAUCAGGUCUGUUGUUGGGUGAGGUCAAGGGCAUCACAGAUGGACUGUCCACUACUUUUGGAUUCAUAAUUUUUGAACCAGACAAGAUUAAGACAAAUAUUACACAUGAUUGGAAAGGUCUAAAUGCCAUUUUAAACAUACUCAAAGGGCAAAAUUUUGUUUUAAAUAUUU